Marchantia polymorpha subsp. ruderalis is the source of this 393-nucleotide messenger RNA. The record is from the annotation of a GenBank genome assembly. NCBI's taxonomy places the organism in Eukaryota, Viridiplantae, Streptophyta, Marchantiopsida, Marchantiales, Marchantiaceae.
AUGACGACGAUCUCGACCAAGAGUCCGCAGGCGAUGGAGGCGAUGGAGAAGCUGCAGAUUUUCGAGAGCACUUUCUGGAAAUGUCCCUGCUGCUCGGUGCUGUCCACGAGGUGCGCGGCCUUGCCGAAGAACGAGUGCACUCCCGUGGCGAUGACCACCGCUUCGAUUUCUCCCUGCUUGCACGUGGACCCCGAGUGCACUUCGUCUCCCGGGCCUUUGGUCGCUGGCAGAGACUCUCCUGUCAGUGCAGAUUGGUCGAUUUUCACUGCGUCUUCCUUCACUGUCACUCUCUCUCGUUCUCUCUUCUCACGUUCGCGUACUCGUUGCCAUGGUAGAGUUGCCAUGGUAGAGUUCGUGAGAGCUCGAGUUCUCCGGACGUCCAAAGGACUCUGA